Rhinichthys klamathensis goyatoka is the source of this 1185-nucleotide messenger RNA. RefSeq lists its product as uncharacterized. The transcript is spliced from 6 exons. NCBI's taxonomy places the organism in Eukaryota, Metazoa, Chordata, Actinopteri, Cypriniformes, Leuciscidae. The record is from RefSeq and is a predicted model, not a curated record. The coding region runs from base 28 to 984 and encodes 318 amino acids.
UCAGCCAAGUUUGGAAGUUACUCACUGAUGGACCUAAGGAGCAGCACUAUUAUUGAUCUGCAACUAGUUCAGAGUAAUGAAGUUGGAGGGAGCAACAACAUGGAGAAAGAGGGUCUGAGGAGGAGCCUUGAUCUCUUGAGGGCACACGGUGUGACUUUUGACAGCAUUGUUACAGACCGGCACCCUCAAAUACAAAAACACCUGCGGGAGGCCAACAUCACACAGUAUUUCAAUGUGUGGCACAUUGAAAAAGGAGUAUCAAAGAAACUGCUGAAGAUUGCUCAGAACAAAGACUGUGAAAAACUGCAGAAGUGGUAUCGCAGUAUAAAAAACCACAUAUAUUGGACAGCGGCUUCUUCUUCAUCAGGGACAGAGCGAGUGGCAAAGUGGACAUCAAUUCUUAAUCACAUCCAAGACGUGCACACACAUGAUGAUCCCGUUUUCCCACAGUGUUUGCAUCCGCAAAGCAAUACAACGGACAAGAGCAAGUGGUUGAGAGCAGGAACAACUGCCUUUUCUCGAUUAGAGAAGAUCCUCAGAAACAAGAGGAUUCUGAAGGAUGUUGAAAAACUGAGCCCUCACCAUCAGACCUCAUCACUGGAGGCGUUCCACGGCGUAAUUCUGCGCUUUGCGCCAAAGAAUGUUGUCUUUUCUUUCCUGGGAAUGUUAUGCAGACUGUACCUGGCAGCCCUACAUUUUAAUGAGAAUGCUGGGCGUCCCCAAGCCAUGACAGCAGCUGGAGAGCCACUAUUUAAGGUGGUUUUCCCAAAAUACAAGAAAGGACAAUAUUCUGCAAAGCCAGUGAAAAUAGAACCAACCUUCCAGUACGUGGACAACCUGUUGGAACUUAUCUUUGAGAACGUUGUUGUGGACCCAACCCCUUAUAUGGACGAUAUCCUGAAGAUCUCCAUACCUGAGGAUCUCACUUCUCAGUUUGACAAAACAGACAAACAAACAGGAAGUGAUAGACAGCUAUGUGUCUAGGUUUAAUCAAGGGCAGGUCUGAACCCUACAUAUUGUCCAUGAGCAUUAGGGAAUUUUGCCCUUAUUCGUCGCACCACACAGGAGGGCAGCACAACCCUGAUUCUCCAGCCCAGAAUGCCCCCAACACCAGCUGACGAAACUUCUGUAUGCUAAAAACCUGUAACGGCUGAGAAAAUUAAAGCAUUUUUUGCUGUGAAAAUA